AUGGCUUUGUAUAAUCUAUCAUAUGUUUUACACACCUUUGGGAGGUACUCGAUUAAGCGUUUUAGAAAGGCUCAAUGCCCCAUUGUUGAGAGGCUUACAAACUCAUUGAUGAUGCAUGCAAACAAUGGAAAGAAACUUAGCGUCGAGAUUGUGAAGCAUGCUAUGGAAAUUAUUUAUCUCUGAUGAUCGAACCCAAUUCAAGUCAUUGUUGAUGCCAUUAUUAACAAUGGACCUCGUGAAGAUGCUACUCGUAUUGGUUCUGCUGGUGUUGUGAGGCGUCUUGUUGAUAUUUCUCCUCUUCGUCGAGUGAAUCAGGCCAUCUAUCUCCUCACCACCGGUAAUCGUGAGUCUGCAUGAAACAUUAAAACUAUCGCUGAAUGUUUGGUGAUGAGCUUAUUAACGCAAAGAAAAGGAUCAUCUAACAGCUAUGCCAUCAAGAAGAAGGACGAAAUCGAGAGAGUUGCCAAGGCCAAUCGUUGAGGAAUUGGUAGGACUUUGCAUAAACCAUGGCG
Gossypium raimondii (Peruvian cotton) is the source of this 512-nucleotide messenger RNA. RefSeq names its product 40S ribosomal protein S5. Gene Ontology annotation, biological process: translation; ribosomal small subunit assembly. Gene Ontology annotation, molecular function: mRNA binding; rRNA binding; structural constituent of ribosome. The record is from RefSeq and is a predicted model, not a curated record. Gene Ontology annotation, cellular component: cytosolic small ribosomal subunit; ribosome. NCBI's taxonomy places the organism in Eukaryota, Viridiplantae, Streptophyta, Magnoliopsida, Malvales, Malvaceae.